Messenger RNA from Anguilla anguilla (European eel), 8706 nucleotides. RefSeq names its product protein unc-13 homolog A-like. The coding region runs from base 474 to 5954 and encodes 1826 amino acids. Gene Ontology annotation, molecular function: phospholipid binding; syntaxin-1 binding; diacylglycerol binding. The transcript has 44 exons. The record is from RefSeq and is a predicted model, not a curated record. NCBI's taxonomy places the organism in Eukaryota, Metazoa, Chordata, Actinopteri, Anguilliformes, Anguillidae. Gene Ontology annotation, biological process: synaptic vesicle maturation; presynaptic dense core vesicle exocytosis; dense core granule priming. Gene Ontology annotation, cellular component: synaptic vesicle membrane; presynaptic membrane; plasma membrane.
CACCGUUUCCGGCCCGAUCUGCACGUCGUCAGAGUACAGGAAUCUGCAAGCCGGGUGGCAAUUACAAAUCAGGCCGUACAGGAGCGCACACUGGAUACAACUCUCUGAAGCUCUGCGUGCGCCUUUAAGAAGCUCGGACGGCGAGAUUCCACCGCCGCCGCGCGCGGUCAGGUGUCUCGUGGCCGCAUGCUGCCUUUCAUCAGCGCGAUGUGACGUCACGUCAGUAGCUGUCCUUUCGGCAGCGGUGCUGAAACAAGAUGGCUGUGCGUCGGAGAGCGGAAAGCAGAGGCGAUGCUGGAAAGUAGCCCGUGAGAGACGAAGGAGCCGGCAGAGUGACACAGGGGGCUAAUUACAGAAGUGGUGGGGGGGACGGAAUUGUACACACCCUCGGCAAAUCACUGCAUUUAUUUCCCCCCGUCUGUGUACUCGGGGAGCCGGGAGAAGACAGCUGGUCGCGCUCACAGCCACGAGAGAUGUCACUGCUGUGUGUCGGAGUGAAGAAAGCCAAGCUCGAUGGACCACAGGAGAAGUUCAACACCUACGUGUCUCUGAAAGUUCAGAAUGUCAAGAGCACCACCAUCGCUGUCCGGGGCAACCAGCCCUCCUGGGAGCAGGACUUCAUGUUUGAGAUCAGCAGGCUGGAUUUGGGGCUGACGGUGGAGGUGUGGAAUAAGGGGCUGAUCUGGGACACCAUGGUGGGGACGCUCUGGAUCCCCCUGCGCAACAUUCGGCAGUCCAACGAGGAAGGCCCGGGGGAGUGGCUGACCCUGGACUCCCAGGUCAUCAUGGCGGAUAAUGAGAUCUGUGGCACCAAAGACCCCACUUUCCACCGGGUCCUGCUGGACACUCGCUUCGAACUGCCGCUGGACAUUCCAGAAGAGGAGGCUCGCUACUGGGCCAAAAAGCUGGAGCAGCUCAACGCCAUGAGAGACCAGGAUUAUGUGGAGGAGGGUGAGGGACCUCUGCCUGUGCCAGGGACUCAGUGCUGUAAUUGGAGUCUGUGGAGGGACCAGCAGAACGAGGACCCGGACAGUGCCGUGGACGACCGGGACAGCGACUACCGCAGCGAGACCAGCAACAGCAUCCCGCCCCCCUACUACACCACCUCCCAGCCCAACGCCUCCGUGCACCAGUAUCCCAUGAGGCACCCGCACCGCGGGCCCUACGGCCGCUCCGCCAGCAGCUGCGACUACGACUACGACCACCAGAGGGCGAUGAGUCCCACGGGCAGCUACGCCUCGUCGGGGGAGCUCAGUCAGGGCAGCUCCCAGCUGAGUGAGGACUUUGGGCCGGGGGGGUACCGGGACGGCCUGCGGGGCGAGUUCUACGACGAAAACGACUCCUACCACUCCUGCCACUCCUCCGUCAGCUACACCUGCAGCCGGGACUCCCCGGACUGGGACCCCGACGACCCCCAGGGGGUGUACAGCGACGAGGGGGGGUACAGCCGGGACGGGGGCGAGGAGGGGGCCCUGUACGGGGACGAGGGAGAGGAGGGGGCCUACGAGGACGAGAUGAUCUACGAGGAGGAGGACCUGUACCCCCCGGAGGAGCCCCUAAACGAGGACCAGGAGGCCCCCUACACCCCCACCCCUACUGGGCCCGCCCCUGCAGCCCUGCUGCCCGAGACCCCAGCCAGCGCCCGCCCCCCCCUGGAGAAGCAGGCCUCCCUCAACAAGCAGCAGCCUCCUCAGGGCCCCGCCCCCUCUCAGGCCCCGCCCACUCAGCCGAAGUCCCUCCCCCCACCACAGCUCCCAGUUGCCGGGGGUAGGCCCCCUAUUUCCCAGGCCCCUCCCCCUAUGGCCGCCAGUCAGCCCCCUGCCCCCGCAGCCCAGCCCGCUGCCCCCAUGUUCCAGCAGACUGGCCCCGCCCCCCAGACUCCCUCCGCCCCCUUGUUCCAGAGAGCUGGCCCCGCCUCCCAGCCGUCCCCAGUCCCGACGUUCCAGACGAGUGGCCCCGCCCCCCAGCCUUCUCCCGCCCCGACGUUCCAGGCGAGUGGCCCCGCCCCCCAGCCUUCUCCCGCCCCGACGUUCCAGGCGAGUGGCCCCGCCCCCCAGCCUUCUCCCGCCCCGACGUUCCAGGCCCCUCCCCCCUCCACCGCCCAGCCCCCUGUCCCAGCGGAGGAGCCCCUUCUGCUCUCGGAAGAGGAGCCCCCCUACACAGAGAGCCCCCCUCCCGAAUCGCCCCUGGAGGAGGAGGAGCCCACGCCCGACAGCUGUGUUCUGGAGGAGGAGGAGCCCCAGGAGGAAGUGGACUCUGCGGCUCGCGCCAAGGCCAACUGGCUGCGGCUGUUCGAUAAGGUCCGGCAGCAGCUACAGGAGGCUCGUGGGGAGUCGGGCGGCUCUCAAUCACUGUGGUUUAAAGGAGGGCCUGGCGGGGCGCUAUAUAGUAUAGACAGCAUGCCGGACCUACGAAAGAGGAAAGCCAUCCCUCUAGUUAGAGAUUUGGCCAUGUCUCUGGUCCAGAACUCUCGCAAGGCGGGGAUCACCUCGGCGAUGGCCUGCAGCACGCUGAACAACGAGGAGCUGAAGAGCCACGUGUAUAAGAAGACCCUGCAGGCGCUGAUCUACCCCAUCUCCUGCACCACGCCCCACAACUUCGAGGUGUGGACGGCAACCACGCCCACCUACUGCUACGAGUGUGAGGGGCUGCUGUGGGGCAUCGCCCGCCAGGGCAUGAGGUGCUCCGAGUGCGGGGUCAAGUGCCACGAGAAGUGCCAGGACCUGCUGAACGCCGACUGCCUGCAGAGGGCGGCGGAGAAGAGCUCCAAGCACGGGGCGGAGGACCGCACCCAGAACAUCAUCAUGGUGCUGAAGGACCGCAUGAAGAUUCGGGAGAGGAACAAGCCCGAGAUCUUCGAGCUCAUCCAGGAGGUGUUCGGCGUGAUCAAGGCCACCCACGCCACCCACAUGAAGCAGAUCAAGCAGAGCGUGCUGGACGGCACCUCCAAGUGGUCCGCCAAGAUCAGCAUCACAGUGGUCUGCGCCCAGGGCCUCCAGGCCAAGGACAAGACGGGCUCCAGCGACCCCUACGUCACCGUGCAGGUGGGCAAGACCAAGAAGAGGACCAAGACCAUCUACGGCAACCUCAACCCCGUGUGGGAGGAGAACUUCCACUUCGAGUGCCACAACUCCUCGGACCGCAUCAAGGUGCGCGUGUGGGACGAGGACGACGACAUCAAGUCGCGCGUGAAGCAGCGCUUCAAGCGGGAGUCGGACGACUUCCUGGGGCAGACCAUCAUCGAGGUCCGCACCCUGAGCGGGGAGAUGGACGUGUGGUACAACCUGGACAAGCGUACGGACAAAUCGGCCGUGUCCGGAGCCAUCCGCAUGCACAUCAGCGUGGAGAUCAAAGGGGAGGAGACUGUGGCACCCUAUCACGUGCAGUACACCUGUCUGCACGAGCACCUGUUCCACUACCUGACGGACGUGCAGAACGAGGGCGUGGUGAAGAUCCCGGACGCCAAGGGCGACGACGCCUGGAAGGUGUACUUCGAGGAGACGGCCCAGGAGAUCGUGGACGAGUUCGCCAUGCGCUACGGCGUGGAGUCCAUCUACCAGGCCAUGACUCACUUCGCCUGCCUGUCGUCCAAAUACAUGUGCCCGGGCGUGCCAGCGGUCAUGAGCACCCUGCUGGCCAACAUCAACGCCUACUACGCCCACACCACCCAGUCCUCCAACAACGUCUCCGCCUCCGACCGCUUCGCCGCCUCCAACUUCGGGAAAGAGCGGUUUGUGAAGCUCCUGGACCAGCUGCAUAACUCCCUACGGAUCGACCUCUCCAUGUACCGGAACAACUUCCCAGCCAGCAGUGCGGAGAGACUGCAGGACCUGAAGUCCACUGUGGACCUGCUCACCAGCAUCACCUUCUUCAGGAUGAAGGUCCAGGAGCUGCAGAGCCCCCCCAGGGCCAGUCAGGUGGUAAAGGACUGUGUCAAGGCCUGCCUGAACUCCACCUACGAGUACAUCUUCAACAACUGCCAUGAGCUGUAUGGCCGGGAAUACCAGGCCGACCCGGCCAAAAAAGAGGUUCCCCCCGAGGAGCAGGGUCCCAGCAUCAAGAACCUGGACUUCUGGUCCAAGCUCAUCACCCUCAUCGUGUCCAUCAUCGAGGAGGACAAGAACUCCUACACGCCCUGCCUCAAUCAGUUCCCGCAGGAGCUGAACGUGGGGAAGAUCAGCGCGGAGGUGAUGUGGAGCCUGUUCGCUCAGGACAUGAAGUACGCCAUGGAGGAACACGAUAAGAACCGUCUCUGUAAGAGUGCAGACUACAUGAACCUGCACUUCAAAGUGAAGUGGCUCUUUAAUGAGUACUGCAAGGAGCUGCCCUUCUUCCAGAACCGCGUGCCUGAGUACCCUGCAUGGUUCGAGCCGUUCGUCAUCCAGUGGCUGGACGAGAACGAGGAAGUGUCGCGCGACUUCCUGCACGGUGCCCUGGAGAGGGACAAAAAGGACGGGUUCCAGCAGACGUCCGAGCACGCCCUGUUCUCCUGCUCCGUGGUGGACGUCUUCUCCCAGCUCAACCAGAGCUUCGAGAUCAUCCGGAAGCUGGAGUGCCCCGACCCGCAGAUCGUGGGGAACUACAUGCGGAGGUUCGCCAAGACCAUCGGCAACGUGCUGCUCUCCUACGCUGACAUCAUCGCCAAGGAUUUCGCUGGUCACUGCUCCAAGGAGAAAGUGCCCUGCAUCCUGAUCAAUAACAUCCAGCAGCUGCGAGUUCAGCUGGAGAAGAUGUUCGAGGCCAUGGGGGGCAAAGACCUGAACGUGGAGGCCAGCGACUUCCUGAAGGAGCUGCAGGUGAAGCUCAACAACGUGAUGGACGACCUCAGCAGGGUGUUUGCAGUCAGUUUCCAGCCGCACAUAGAGGAGAGUGUGCGGCAGAUGGGGGACAUCCUGAGCCAGGUGAAGGGGACCAACACGGUCCCGGCCAGCGCCUGCAGCAGCGUGGCCCAGGAUGCUGACAACGUCCUGCAGCCCAUCAUGGACUUCCUGGACAGCAACCUGACGCUCUUCGCUAAGAUCUGUGAGAAGACGGUGCUGAAGCGCGUGCUGAAGGAGCUGUGGAAGCUGGUGAUGAACACCAUGGAGAAGACCAUCGUCCUGCCGCCGCUCACCGACCAGACGGGCACCCAGCUCAUCUUCAACAAGGCCAAGGAGUUGGGACAACUUUCCAAACUCAAGGAGCACAUGGUUCGAGAGGAGGCCAAGGCUCUGACGCCCAAACAGUGCGCCGUGGUGGAGCUGGCGCUGGACACCAUCAAGCAAUACUUCCACGCGGGCGGGGUGGGGCUGAAGAAGGCCUUCCUGGAGAAGAGCCCGGACCUGCAGUCCCUGCGCUACGCCCUGUCCCUCUACACCCAGGCCACGGACAAGCUCAUCAAGAAGUUCAUCCAAUCACAGAACGCCCAGGGUUCCGGGGUGGACGACGCGGUGGGGGAGGUGUCCAUCCACGUGGAGAUCUUCACUCACCCCAACACUGGAGAGCACAAGGUCACGGUGAAAGUGGUUGCCGCUAACGACCUGCAGUGGCAGACCUCCGGAAUAUUCCGCCCCUUCGUGGAGGUGUACAUCAUCGGCCCCAACCUCAGCGACAGGAAGCGGAAGUUCGCCACCAAGUCGAAGAACAACAGCUGGGCGCCCAAGUUCAGCGAGACCUUCACGUUCACGCUGAGCAGCGAGGCGGGGCCGGAGAGCUACGAGCUGCAGGUGUGCGUGAAGGACUACUGCUUCGCGCGGGAGGACCGCACGGUGGGCAUGGCGGUCAUGCAGCUGAAGGACAUGGCGUCCCGCGGCAGCGUGGCCUGCUGGCUCCCGCUGGGCAAGCGGGUCCACAUGGACGAGACGGGCCUGACCGUCCUGCGCAUCCUGUCCCAGCGCAACAACGACGAGGUCGCCAAGGAGUUCGUCAAGCUCAAGUCCGACCAGCGCUCCCCGGAGGAGGGCAGGGGGAGCUAAGAGGGGGCGGGGAUGACGAGGGAGGGAGGGAGGGAGGAAGAGAGAGACAGAGAGAGAAAGCCCACAGCUCCCUCUUUUGCACAGUAUUAAUUUCACCUCUGGGCACACGUAAGACACACACACACACACACACAGCACACACACCUGCGCAUGCUCUCAGCUGACCAACACACACACACACACACACACACACACACACACUGACACACAGCUGUGAAACGUAGAGAAUGGUACCGCACUGCCUCUCUGAUGGACGAUGUUCGUUCAGCCUCCUCCUAAGAGCCCCCCCUCCCCCCUGUACUCCUCUGUCCUCCAUCCCCCCCCUUUUUACCUGCCACUCUUUCUGUCCUCCUCUUCUUCUUUCCUCUCCUCCUGCCUGCGAAGACCCCUCUCUAUGUGGCAAACGUCUCGAGCUUUUUAACAACCCCCCCCCCCACCCCCCCCCCCCGCCCACGAACUGUAUGUGAGUUGAUUUCCUUACAGCUGCCUUCCUUUCCCACCGCUCAACAAGCAUGGGGGGGGGGGGGUGUCACCUGAAAAUAACCCCCCCCCCCCAAAAAAAAGAAAAGAAAUGAAACACUGAGGGGUGAGUCAGUGAAUAAGCAGGUUUUGGAAAGCGCUGGAAUGUGGGUGGGAUUUCUUCCACCGCCCAAAUGUGCCCGAUCAGCUCAGACCCCAAAUUCCCUCCGAUGGGCGUUCCUCAUCGGAACGUUUACAGGGGGUUUCGCCCGCUCUGUAGAUCGCACCUGCUGGACUCGGCCCGACAGGGGGGCCGAGUAACCGCGGAAACCAGCAGAGCCCGCCAGGUCCCCCCGGGGGGCCCGGGGGGGGGGGGGGGCGGGUUGGAGUCGGGCCGUGCCGCUGGGUCCUAGGCCCCUCGGCUCCUCGCCGGCGGCGCUGAGCGUCUCAGCUCUCGAAUCUCAACUUAAGACCUUGCCCCUGAGCGUCCGCCGCCCUCGUGCCCACCUGUGCACAGCGUCCUCUGCAUGACGAUGCCCCGCCCUCCGAGCACUGUGAAGAACUUAGCCCCGCCCUCGACUGUGACCGCGCCCGCGCCCGCGCCCGCCGCUAUGAAACCGCCAUCUGGGCGGCCGUGUUUCCGCGUUCACGUCCGCUUGUGCGCUCCGCAGGGCGAGAAGAAUGUCCAUCGCGUCGAAUGUCCACCGAGUCAGUUAGCUAGCUAGCUAGGUAGGAAUAUAGAUAGACAGAUAGAUAGAUAGUUAUUUUGAGAAUUGCCAAAGUGUCUUUUUAUUAGGAGGAAAGGAUCUUUGUGGAGGACUUACGCUUGUUUUUAAACACAUUCCACUGCAAGCCAUGCAGUCCUUCUGUUUUCGUGGGGCUGACCCAUUGCAGUAGACGUGUUUUGGGGUGUGUGGUGUGGGGAAAGGGAGGGAGGAGGGAGGGGGGAGGGGGGUGUAAAAUAUUGGCCUUCCUAGGGGGAUGUGCUCUUUGAAUGCUGACUUAAUCCAAGUGUUCAAAGAGACUGUCUCUAGAAAUGAACUGAAAAGGAGCCAGUGAACUGGACUGAGAGAAGAUGCCAAUCUCCAUUUCUCCCCACUUCUCUCUCCUCCUGAGAAAGCACAAGGAAUGCUCCUUGUCUCCCCCUGCUGGGCAAAUAGGGGAACUGUAGCUGUGGACACCCUUGACCAAUCACAGCACAGUGAGAGUGCCAUGCGGACAAUUCAAUGAAAGGACUGGAGAACUGUUUGCAUGCUUCUCUCUGAGAGACAGAACAGCGAGAUGGAGAGAGAGAAAGAGAAAGAGAGAAAAGGGAAGAGGACCAAUCGCUUGGCAGUUCGCAGACAUUCACACCAAGGCCUGAGCUCACCUUGUUUGCUUCACUGUUUUUGAAACAAGAAGAACACAAGGCUGUGUGUGUGUGAAAAUUUAAGAACACCUUCCUGAAAUGUUUAGUGGUGUGAAGUUUAUCAAUAAAUCAUCGCAAAAAAAAUUAAUUAAAAAGAUUUCAGCCAGGUCAUGUGACUGCAGGCUGGUGGUGUGCCCAAGACACGGGUAGGUAAAGAGUACCUGUAGGACAGGUGAGCAUCCUGCUUUUCAGCUGCAGAGGAGCAAAGAAAAGAUACAAACCCAACACUGACCAAGUCCUGAAUGUUACUGUGCGUGUACAGGCAACGGGUGCGAAAAGACUGUGGCCAGAACAACCCGACAUGCAAGAUCCCCAAAGCAUUGAAACUGAAAUGAGGUCAAUGACCUCCGUUACUCCACUCAGCCUCGCCGUUAGACACACAUGCACGUGCACGCGCACGCAACACACACGCGAAAACGUACAAAAAAAACACGGAAGCACAAAAGCGGCCCAAAAAAAAAUUUUUUUUUUAAAGACCGGUGCAUGCAUGCAUGCAGACUCAUCCCCCCCACACCCAAACACAGCGACACCCACUCUGUAAAUACAAAGAAGUGCAUGAUGGGAAACGCUGUCCUGUGUCAGCACGUGAUGUCACUUGCCAGUUGUCCUGUAUUGUUAUUUUUUUCACUCUAGUUUUUUUGCGUUUGUUUGUUUCAAUAUUUGCCUAAUUCUACCUAUUUUUUCAAAUGCUUGUGAAUAUAUAAAUAACACCAACGUUGUACGUGUGUUCGAAAAACUAGCAUGAGAGAAAGUAUUUUUUUUUUAUACUGACAGUGUUUAUAAUUUUUUUUUUUUAAUCCAUAUGAUUGACCUUACUGGGGAUUGGGAAUGAAGACUGCAGCAUCGCUGUGGUUCUGCUUCGAAAAUAAAGAAUAUAUAGAUAUA